Molecule: messenger RNA, 3068 nt
Organism: Frankliniella occidentalis (western flower thrips)
Lineage: Eukaryota; Metazoa; Arthropoda; Insecta; Thysanoptera; Thripidae
Exons: 4
Coding region: 728-1411 (227 amino acids)
Source: RefSeq, a predicted model, not a curated record
UCCUGAGGAUUUUAUCCUACCCUAAAAAUAUUACAAUAAUUCUGGUAUGACAGAAAAUAUUUUUUUUUAUUAUUAUCAUCACUGUCAUUUUAUUUUUCGUCUUUGAAUAUUUUCGAAAUAAUUCCUGCGCCAAAUAUUUAAAAAGAACACACUUUGUAUUUAAGCCGAAUAAAAUGCGUGAUAUGGUGAUGAUAUGUCCUACCGACACGAAUCGGCAACCAUUGUCCAAGUUCACGAGCCGCAUCAAAGUGGACCCUGCUCCGAGGCUACGUUGCCGAAAUUCUCAUGACGUUGAGGAUCGCGGCGGCCGUGCCGGGACAGCUGACAGCGCAAACACAAGCUGUUGUGCUUAGCGCAGAGUGGCUCGCGACGUGACGUGAUUCUCUUAGCAUGAAGAAGUGUUUUUCCUAUCCUGAAGUAAGUACAGCUCUGUAGUUAGGAUUCUAGAUCUUUCGGGUGUACCUGGGGCCCAUAGUUAGAUUACACUCUUGUGUUGUCGGGUCCUGGCGUGACCCGUGUGAGUUUCGUGUGCGGCUUGGGCAGUUUAACCUCACACAGUCGUUAGUGUUCUAGCUUCCUCAUUGCAUUUAAUGGAUUGUAUUCCAACCAUUUUGUAGCAGGUGAUAGCUGGAAGUGUGUUUGUCGCUCCAUAGUGGAUCUCUUCAUACCAGUUACCAGGCUUGCAGUCGAUACAGGUGCAACACCGUGUAUUAUGUCGAAUUAAAUUAUGCAGCCAACAUCCGCUACCUCUGUAGAAGACAUGCAUUUCAAAAUCAAGGACGAAUUUGUUGAGGAAGUGAUUGAUAUUGAAAGCGAGGCCACCAUUUGGGGAACGCAAGAGGCCUUAACAAGUGAGACGAGAAAUCAGGACAUGGUCUUUCUUGAGGAGGGUUUUACUGUCAUCAAAGAGGAGGUACCAGAAGGAGCAGUUUCCUUACUGGAUUUGUUUCCUGCUUACGCUGCCCCUGCUCAUGCUUCCUACGGAAAAAAUGUCAACCCAAAGCAGCGAGGAAUAGAGCCUGUUGGUUUGUUUAUGGUGAAGAAACUCUUGCAACUAACCGUACCGAAGAAACAUGUGUCUAGUAGGUGGAGUAAACACACUACAGAUUCUAUCUUGAAGUUUCUUAAAAGCUUUGCUACUGUUGCCCAAGGAUGCAGUCGAACCCAUAGUGCUGACAAAAGUUUGGCCCUGAGAGGACCGCGCAUCCUUAAAUGUGAGGAAUGCUUUGUUGAGUUUUCUGGUGUGUAUGAUAAGUACUUGAAACUUUUCAGUCAUUAUAAGAGAGAUCACGGAUCAAAGUGUAACGUGCUCAUUGGUAGGAGGUGGAAUAAACAUAUGACAUCACUUGAUCUUAUGGUUCAAGCAUGGAAAAUGGACCUAAAAUAUGAAUCUGUGGGUUUGACUUAUUAACUUGGUGGCUGCGCAACCUGGAAGCCAGGGAAAUCAUGGAAAAGUGAAAUGAAAUGUAUAAGUGAGGAUAAUGGAUCUUUGGUCUGGGACUGAAUCUCGCUCAAAAUAGUGUUUAUUGAGGUUUCAGUGAAAUUUUUUGGCUGCUUAUGACCAAAAAGUUGAACACAAAGUACCUCAAGUAGUCUGAGAAAUUGCACAGAAAAAAAAAUGGAAAAGUUGUUGAAUUUGAGAACUAAGGUUGCACAGUCACCAUGUAUCCAUUUUUCUUUAAACUUAGGGAAGUAUGUAAGUAGUAUGUAGGAAUUUGCUGUACAUAGUGUUUUUUACAUGAUUUGUUUUGAUUUGUGAAGUUUGUGCCACACAUGAAUUGUCUUAUGUUAACUUUUCCAACAUGCAUGGUUAAACGCGUGCAAAGUGGAUUGCAAAGAAAAAUUAGGCUGCUGUGCAGCCUUGAAAGCAUUUGUAGCAAACGCAAGUACAAUUUGUAAAUGAAAUCUUUGAAUUCUGUUACUAUUUGUUUGUUCCUUCCUGUCAUAGAGUAUAUUAUCUGUUUAUUUGAUUAUUUUUUUUCUAAUGUAUUGUUUGGGAAAGCUAUUUAAUAGUUGAACCCCGUAAUGUAAAUAUUGUACACACAUGUGUAUAACUGGUGGACAGGAUCACUUAUUUUAAAUGAGUUUUUAAGUUGUAUGUAGAUAAAUACAUAUUUGGAAUAAAACAGAAAAUGCUACAAAAUCAAUUGACUCUAAUUUGAAGGAAACUGUUUCACUGCCAUAUCAGCUUAUACUCACUGUAGACAAUAAAUAGAAUCUCUUACUUCAACAUCAAUACAGAGUGUAAUCAAAAUGCUCUGUAUUUGCAAAAGCCUUCGCUGAACAAACAAUUACAGCUCAACAGUAGCCUAUCUAUUCUUAGAAUCAAGUUUGUUUUUCUCAGACCCAAAAGUUCUUUUUUGCAAAACCGAUCAACGUUCCAUACAGAGAAGAGCAAGCAAUGAAAUUUCAGGUUAUUUAGUUCUUCAAGCUAAGUCCAAUUAAAAGCAUACCGAAACAGUAAGUCUUCAAAAGUGAUGGUGUUUAAGCAAUGUAGGAUCAGACAUAGGCUAAGGACAGUAAAUAAAACAUUUGACAUACCACAUUAUACAAGGAAAAGUAAAUAUAAUUUUGAAAAGAGGAUAAAAGCUGAGUACACUAAAGAAAAUACUGUAACUAAGCAAAGAAGAAUAAGAACAAAUGCUAUGUGUCUUUAAGGAAUGACUAGGUGAAAGCUGAGUCAGCUACACAACACAUUGACAAAGAAGUGCUACUUGAGAACACUUGAAAUUAUUACUCAAAUUAUUACAUGUUACAUGAACGAUUAUGUAAACUUUAUUGACCACACACCUGAAGGCACAAAGAUCAGUACAAUGAACGAUAAGAAAUCAUGGCACAAAACAAAAUGAGCAAGUCAUUUCAAAGUAGAAAAAUAUUUAUUCGAUACACAACAAAUGAAACGGACAGAGGAUUGUAAAAAUGCAUAAUGCAUGAAGAGAACUAACAAGUAUUAGAAAAUGACAGUAAUUGGUACAAAAAAAUUACUGAGUCCAAAAAAGUUGUAACAAUGCAACUUGACACUGAAUGCAGUGCAGUCCAGCACAGCCCAGGUACACUGAAGUGAUUCA